AUGGAAGAACAAGCACCACCCGCGGCUGCAGCUCCUCCGGAGGUCAGGGUUUCCAUUCCGCACACCGAAGUCGUGCACGAGGCUAAAGAGUGGAGGCCGUUCGUGGUGUUCGAGAUUCACUUUCAUGUGGGCGACCUGGACCACAUAGUGCACAAGCGCUACAGCCAACUCCGCAGCCUACACGAUCAGAUGGGAAUGAUGCAGAUCGGUCUAGGCGGCGGCGGCCAGCGGUCGUACCCAUUCCCCAAUUUCCCCUCGGCCAAUAUCUUCAAGGACUACUCCAAGCCCGAGCACACCGAGAGCCGCAAGCGUGAGCUGAUCGGGUGCGGUCCUACCACCACUUGCACAUUGGCCAACAAUUGA
Molecule: messenger RNA, 363 nt
Organism: Acanthamoeba castellanii str. Neff
Lineage: Eukaryota; Discosea; Longamoebia; Acanthamoebidae
Exons: 3
Coding region: 1-363 (120 amino acids)
Molecular function (GO): phosphatidylinositol binding
Source: RefSeq, a predicted model, not a curated record